GCAUCGACCAUCUCCAAGCAGCACAACACGUGCGCCGGCGGUGGUAAACGAAUAUUUCUUGAAUUCGGCACUUUUAUAGGAUGCAAAACGGCCAAGUUCAGGACAAAUACCAUUUCUACUGCGGGGGCCCACAGAACCAAGAGAUGCGCAGCCGUGGUGGCCGUGGCCGUGGCGGUGCCAAUAAUCCAAAUUUCAACAGGCAGAUCGGCAGCCCCUCUGAUGGACAAUCAAACGGACACCACAACAAUGUGAAUCAAGAACGUAGACGGGUUGGUGGCGGUGGUGGUGGUGGCGGUGGCCGUGGCAGUGGCGGUGGCGGUGGCAACCAGUCGGAGUCGUUUUCCAAAUUCCGAGAUCCUCAUCAUCACCAAGGCCAAGACAAUGGAUUACGUAGAGGCGGCGGCGGUGGAGGUGGCGACGGCUGGCGUGGUAGUCGUAGAUCUCGCAGGUCUCGUGGACCAAGAGAUGACAAUCGCAGAGAUCCGCAACAAAGAGGUGGUCGUAACGAUAAUUGGGGUGCACCAAUGGAGCCCACUCCCAACAUUGUGUUUAACUACGAGCCUAUGGGACUAGCACAACAACCCGAAGCACAACCACCAGUGUUAGGCGGCUUAGAAGUACCACAGCUACCUGACGCUACCAUGAAUUAUAUUCCGUUAGUUUUAGAAGCACCUGUAGAGCAGAAGCAGCCUGCCAUUGAAGUAAAACCCACGGAGCCACCUGUCAACUUCAAAAUCAAAAAGGAAAAGAAAGACACGCACUCGCCAGUUGUAAAACCCGCACCGCAGCCGCAGCCUGCCAAAACGCCAGAGGAGAGUAGCGACGAGAGCUCUUCGAGCAGUUCUGAUGAAAGCGUUGAGGCUGGUGAAGUGGUCAAAGCUCCAGCUGAGAAAACGAAGACGGAGGUCACAGCUGCUAAGGCCCCAGUGUCCUCUUCGUCUUCCUCAUCUUCCGAGGAUUCUGACUCUGACAGUGAGGAUAGUCCGCCGGCAGCUAAAAGCAAAACUGCAGCUAAAGGGAAGGAAUCGAGUGGCAAGACGUCCAAGAAACUGAAGAAAACUCUAUCCGAAGAGGAUGUCAUCUGCCUGGGCUCUCAGAAGCGACACUACACCAUACCCGAUGAGGAUGAGGAGAGCAGCGAGGUGGACGAAGAAAAGAACGAGGUUGAGCAACCCAAGGCCAACAAAAGUAAAAGCAAGCAAAAAGCCGACAAUGGCUGUGCAAUUUGCGACAAGAAGGGCCACACCUCCUUCGAGUGCCAGAUGAUCUGCCGUAAUUGUUCGGCUCAGUAUCAUAGCCUCAAGAACUGUCCAAAGCCACCGAAUCUGAACAUUGCUCUGCAGGCAUAUUUGGAGUACACCAUGCAGCAGGUGGCCGUAUUUAAUGUGGAGCAACGUUUUGCCUUUCCCGCUGGUGCGGUGCCAGCAAUGUCAUCCGCGCCGGCUUCCUCUACGCCUGCCAAGUCGAAGAAGGAGAAAAAGGCUCCCAAGAAGCCCAAGAAAACGCCACAAAAGAGAAUGAAACUGGAGACUGCCGCCGACGACGACGAUGAUGAUGAUGAUGACGAAGGCGACGACGAAGAUGAGGAGGAGGCAAGCAGCGAUAGCGAAGAUUCCGAACCAUCUAGCGAUGAGCCAGCACCCGUGGCUAAGCAAAAACGAAAGCGGAAUGCAAAGCAGACAAAUCCUGCCGCAAAUCUACCACCGCAAGCGUUUCCAUUUCCCCUGUUGGCUGCCGGCUCACCUUACAACUCCAUGAUGUAUCCAUAUGCGGCGCCCUUUAGCUUUCCUAAACAACAAUAAGAGUUACAAUAGUACAGAACACAUGUUGGAAGUAGUUUUUAAAAUAUGUUGUAUAAAUGAAUUUGGGGGAAUUACCACCGUGCUUUAAACAUGUAAAAAAAACAAGCAUUGAUGCAUUUAUAUAUAAAAAAA
Drosophila miranda is the source of this 1934-nucleotide messenger RNA. It is a transcript of the gene mbm, whose product is annotated as protein mushroom body miniature. Lineage: Eukaryota; Metazoa; Arthropoda; Insecta; Diptera; Drosophilidae. The coding region runs from base 81 to 1802 and encodes 573 amino acids. Gene Ontology annotation, molecular function: nucleic acid binding; zinc ion binding. The transcript has 2 exons. The record is from RefSeq and is a predicted model, not a curated record.